AGUUUCAGUAGAAUUAUGUAGGCUUACUGAAAGUUUUGAUUAGUAACAUCAUACUCACAAAUAUAUUUACAUAUAUACUAACAUACUUACUCCGUGCAACAACACCGAAUACUUUAUACAAUACAUAUAUUUUGUAACAAAUAUAACCGCUCCACAAUGAAACGUACCACAUCCAUACAGGACAUAAAGAACACCGCUGCACUUCAGCGACAACAUACAGACAGCAUCUGCCCACUGGCUCACCGUCUUCCGGGUAAAGCUCUGCGUGCUUGCUUUCUACGCAACAUGGAUCAACAUUUUGGCGGCAUUUCCCUGGCCGUGUCAAAGAAACGCUACCAAGAAUUCAAGGCGUUGCUAGAGGCUAUCACUGUGGCAUUUCGCCCUCAUGUGGUCCUAAAGUCGGCGAUAACGCGCGUUUAUCGGAUCAACGGCACGCCUCUUCAUUCCAUAGAUGACUUCUAUGAGGGCGACAUUGUGGUCUGCUGUUGUCAGUACGAGCCCUACGUUGAUGUGGGCUACAAUGUCAACCAGCACUAUAUGCGACUUCUGGGCUCUCUCAUUCGAAUGCGUGAGAAGUGUGCGCCGGUUGAGGGAAGCGAGGAAGAAGAAGAAAAUAAAUGCUUCGAUGACAACGAGCUUGUCAUCGAUUAUGAGAACUGCAAGCUGCCGCAAGCCAUACUAUUAUACAUAAACGUGGAGAAGCCAAUCUGGGUCCACAAGUCGACUGUAAUAUUUCAGGGCAGCGGUAGAGCCCGAAGCGACAAGCAUUAUAUAAUUAAAAUGGUGAACAAAGAACACAUGUUUACGCGAACAAACGGAACUUACUUUGAGAUAGAAAUCUUGCGACAACUGCAGGACCACACGAACAUCAUUGAUCUAAUAUACACGGUGGAGCAGUGCAAAGUAAAACUGUUUUCCCCGAGACUCUGGUCAAAAAAAUCAUGAAAGACGUGACCAGAGGGCUGGCGUACAUUCA
This is a messenger RNA of Drosophila novamexicana, 976 nucleotides long. RefSeq lists its product as uncharacterized. NCBI's taxonomy places the organism in Eukaryota, Metazoa, Arthropoda, Insecta, Diptera, Drosophilidae. The transcript is spliced from 2 exons. Gene Ontology annotation, biological process: intracellular signal transduction. The record is from RefSeq and is a predicted model, not a curated record. Bases 157 to 945 code for a protein of 262 amino acids.